AUGACAGCCGAGGGAGGGGUUGUGAGGUGUUCAAGAUGGCGGCGCCCUGUGGAGUGCAGUUGGUUUAACAGUGGUGCCUGGAGACCGUUUUGAGGGGCACCCCAGGGACCCCUCCAGGCUGGACAGGACACGGAUCACUGUGAGAGUGACGUCUGAGAGCCCUUCCCCUCUCCCUUGUCUGUUUCAGAGACACCUGCCUCUGAACCAUCCUGAGCUGUCUGUACCAUCAUGUCAAGGGAACAGCUGAACGUGGGGGACCUGCUCCCACUACUGGAGACCUCUGACCUCCGCCAGUUGGAUGAGAUCAAGGGCCUUAUCAAUGAACAUCUCAACACAGAUCGGGGGUCCAUGCUGCUGAAUGGUUUGGUGGAUUAUUUUCUGGAGACCAACUCCGCCCAGGCCGUGCACAUCCUGUCCUCAGUGAGGGAGCCACACGAUAAGCACCUUUUUGAUAAAAUGAAUGAAUGCAUGGCUAAAGCCCCCUGUCGCCUGCCCACUCUCACUCUACUGGGGCACGUUGUCCGUAAGCAGCCGUCUUGGAUCCACAAGAUUGUUCGCUAUCCGCUGUUGCUAUCUCUCCUCAAAUGCCUCAAGACAGACACAGAUGUCGUGGUUUUGAUAACUGGAGUCCUGGUGCUCAUCACUCUGUUACCCAUUAUCCCUCAAGCUGGCAAGCAGCAUCUCUAUGAGUUCUUUGACAUCUUUGGUCGUCUGGCUUCCUGGAACCUGAGAAACCUGGGUCACGUACCAGAGGUUUAUCUCAUCCACCUCCAUGCCAGCGUCUAUUCACUGUUCCAUCGGCUCUAUGGGAUGUACCCCUGCAACUUUGUGUCCUACCUGCGCUCCCACUACAGCAUGAAGGAGAACAUGGACACCUUCGAGGAGGUUGUCAAGCCGAUGCUUGAGCAUGUCAGAAUACACCCAGAGUUAGUGACUGGAACAAAGGACCAUGAGCUUGAUCCCAGCAGGUGGAAGAGAUUUGAGAUCCACGACAUUGUUAUUGAGUGUGCCAAAGUCUCUCUGGACCCGAAAGAGGCAUCCUGUGAAGAGGGCUAUGCCACCAUGCCUGAGCAUUUUUGUGCCCAUCUACAGCAACAUCCGGCUGAUUGCACUGCCAGCCCUUACGGGGACUUCCACAGCAGCUAUGGAAGUUCUUCCUCAACUCAUUUCUCCACCUCUCGUCAGCCUGUCGUCCCUCCCUUGGCCCUGCCCUCUUUCUCAGGGACUCAACCCCCCUACCGCAGCCCCAUUGGAACCCGUCAGAAUUCCAGCUGUGAAUUUAAUGCCACAUAUGGUGUUAAGGAUUCUCUCUGGAGCCCGUCCUCCCAGUGUGGCAUGGUCACGCCCCCUUCCUCGCAUGGGAUGUCACCGAACCCGGAACUGUCCCAGAGUGCCUCGCACCUACCCAGUCGCCUCUACAGCACACCUGCUGGCGGUAAGGGUACCCCGUCCUCCAGCACCCCUGCGGCCUCCUCACCUCCUCCCAGCCUCUCAGAUGAGCUUCCCCCUGUGUCCCUGCCACGCAGGACCUCCAGCCCGCCAUGCAAGGAUGGUAGACCUUUGGACCACACCAAACCUGCCUUGGUCAGGCAGGAGUCAAUCAGAGAACUUGAGAAAAUUAGGCCUGAAACAAUUAGUCACAGAGAUGGCAGAAGUGACAACAUGCCCAUGACGUUGACUGAGCUCUCUGCCUUCAUGAAGGAACAAGAGCAAAUGAGAAUCGAGAAGGAGCGGGAGGACGCUGCCAUUACAGAGGAGCUUUUAAAGCUGACUGAGGACAAACAGGAUUUAGUUGGUCUUCGUGGCUUUCACUCGCCAUUCUUCAGCACCACAGAGACCCUGACUGGAGCCCAGGAGAAUCUCUUGCCCUCUUCUGCCCUCAUUGGCUCGAUGAGAGAUCCUCGCAAUGCCAUCUCCACGCCUGGCAAGGCUGACACCACACCCGGGGACAGAGGCAAAGUCAGCAGAGGCACGUCCCAGGAGCAUCCCUGGACCUUUCAACCAGUGUUUACGCCCAUUGAGCACUCAACACACAGCCACCCCCAUCGAAGCCCCUCUGCACCCGAUGACGAGGCCCAAAAAUACGGCUUGUGGUCCCCUAGCCCGUGCAAACCACCACCCCUGCCGUAUGAGGCUCUCUUUGACAUGGCCCUGCCCCGAGCGGCCUCCCUGUUUAUUGGAAGGAAGACCUCAGAAAUUGUGAGGUUUCAGAGAGGUGACGUGGGCAAGCAAGUGGAGGGAGACGGUGUAGAGGGGGUCGUGUCUGCCUCCCCAUUGGAGGUGCUGGAUCGCCUCGUGCAGCAGGGCAGCGAUGCCCAUGAUAAAGUGCUGAAGAGAUUACCCCUGCCAAGCAAGUCAGCUGACUGGACACACUUUGGAGGUUCUGCUCCCUUGGAUGAGCUGCACACACUGCGUAGUCAACUGCUGCUGCUGCACAACCAGCUCCUGUACGAGCGCUAUAAGCGAGAGCAGCACGCUGUCCGUAACCGUCGUCUGCUUCGCCGCAUAAUCAGCGCCACCGCACUCGAUGAGCAGAAUAAUGCUAUGAAAGCCCAGCUGAACCUGCAGAAUGUGGAUGUCAUGUCUCUGAGAGAGAGCCUGCAGGUGGAGCAGCAGAGAUAUAGGCAGCUCUGGGAUGACAGAGAGACUGUAGUUACACACCUGCAUAGCCAGAUACGCCAACUACAGCAGGCCAGAGAUGACUACUACACCAAAAAUCAGGAGUUACAGAGUAAGCUACAAGAAUACCAGAAGCAAAUAGGCGAGAUGGAGGCAGAGCUUCAGAGGGCGAACAACAAGGUGUGCCACACAGGACAUCUGCUGAACCAGCUCAAUUCCAAAUUAUCCUCAAGUGAAAGUAUUCAGCAGCAGUUAAGUUUUCUGAAUAAACAGCUGUUGCUCUUGGGAGAAGCUCAUAAACUGUGUGUUCAAGAGCUGCAGCAGACCGGACCAGACACUAGCAAGGAGGUGCAGAUGCUGCAAACAUCUUGGGGGAAGGAGACGGAACGUCUGAAGCAGUGUUUGUUAUUCCAGAACCAAAAGUUGGAUGCCGCUCAGCAGAGAGUGGCAGAGUUGGAGUCACAACUCUCCAAGAAAGAGCACCUGAUCGUUGAACAAAAGAGGUUCCUAGAAGAUGUCAAGGCCCAAGCCAACCUCAGCAUUGUCUCACUAUCUCACUCUAUGUCUCUCAGAGGGGAGCUGCAGGCCUCUGAGAGCAGGUAUCAGGCCCAGCGGCGUAUAACUCUUGCACUGCAGACUGAGUUGUUGCAACUGUACAGCAGACUGGAAACUGAAGACUCCUCUGCCACUGCUUCAGCCACACCAGCAGAGGGCGCCACUGAUCCCAGCAGUUCUGCAGAGUCUAGUGUCAUCGUGGUGGACAGGCCAAUGAAAACAUCCACCAAAGAGGACGACAAGUCAACUCUGUCUCCACGCGGCAACGGCUGCACUUUAUCAACAGGGCGCCCGAAGACCAGCCUGUCCUUGUCCACCUCUGUAAACGGCAAUCGAAACACCCCCCCACCUGUCCUAGUGGAACCGCCCCCACUCCGUCCUCAUUCCCCACUGGGGCCCCCAGGGCCCCUGGUACCCACUGACACCCCCCUCACUGUAGGCUCUUACCCCAGCGCCAAGAGCUUUCUUGGCAUGCGAGCGCGAGAGCUGUUCCGCAACAAAAGUGAGAGCCAGUGCGAUGAGGACGAAGACCCUCCUCCACGUCUCACUGGCCUAUCACAGGGCCUGAAGACUGAGCUCUGUGUGGAGCCGACAGCGAAGAGUACGCCCAGUGCUCCCAGCUCAACCUCUGCGCAGAGAUUCACGCUCAUCACAACUGCUAAAGAAGCUCAGCCUGAUGCUCAGAGAGCCAAUUACCGAGAUACAUUCGGCUCAAGAUGCCCAGAGCGACCCAGACAGCAACCGUUAAGAAUCAUAGACUAUAAUGAAGGUCACCAGGAGCACAGCUAAAGUUAUGGAAAACAUUGAAAGAGAGACAUGAGAGAAAGUAGAGGAAGUCUAAAUCAGACGUGGUGUGUGGGGAGAUGCGACAAUUUAGAUACUAGAGUGUAAGGCAAGACUCUUUUAAUUCUCAGUGUUAUCUGUCUUAUUUCCACAAUCAGACAACAGGAUUUGGAGCCAAUAAAUCAGCAAAACUGGAAAAGUGGAAAGCAUGGACUAAAAUCAUUCAUAAAACUAUUUUGAAGUAAAUUAUCACAUUCAAUCUGAUAGAACAAUUGACGUGGGAUUCAUGAAUAUUUUGCACUAUUUUGUUCUGCUCGUGUUUCGUGAAUGAGGCCCUAUGACUUUUAGCGAGCCCACUUUAUUUGCCACCAUAAAUGACACUGCUACAUCUUUUAUUGUUGUUUUGCUAAUUUAUCAGCACCCUUUAAAAGAACCAAGUUACUGUUGCAGCACAUGGAAGCUUUGAGUUUAUUCUAUUAGAAGCAAUAUUAUUAAUUAUGUUGUAGUGAACAUACAGGGCUUACACCUUCCCAACUCUGAAUGUUUGCUUGGAAACCAGUUGGUGGAUCUCUCUUUUUGUGCCAUGCAGGAGUCAGUGUUUCUUUUUAUAAACAAUCACAUCAGGUUUUACCAUGAGACAUGCCAAGUCAAGUGCAUUUUCAUGUGCUGAAAUCAUGUGUUUAUUUACAGUGUUAUUGUGUGUGUGUAUGUAUGAUGUCUGUUUGUGUGUAUGAUGUAUAUGAGAGCCCACCAGUGGUAUGAAAAUGAUGGCUUGUAUCCCAGACUCAGGCUAAGACUAAUUCUGGGUUAAAUUGCAGUUCUUAUUCAUCAUGGAAAAACCCUUGUAGUCAUGGACUAGACUUAAACUGGGUCUGGGAAGUGGACUCUAAAUGUUACAGCUACUGUAAGAGGAUGGUCCGACGUGUUUUGAGGAGCUGUUUAUAUGAAUAGAAUUUUUUUAAUUAUUUAUUUUUUUGCCCUCUUGCUUUUAUACGACAAACAGCAUUUUAAGUUGAUUUUGGGGAGAGUAUUACCAGCCACUCACCAAGUUUUUUUUUCCAAUUCCUGGCAUUUUUUUAAACUUUAACAUUGUAAUUAAAAUGCCAGGACUUUUUUCCAAGUCCUGGCAUUUUUUAAAACUUUGACAUUGUAGUUAAAAGGAUCCCCCCCCCCAAACAAUGGCCAUAAAAGUGGUCUUAUCAUAGGCCAUAACCAUGGCUGGGUCUAAAAGGGGGCUGGGAGGGCUUUGCCCCCCUAGAUUUUCCUUGUGCAAACCCCCUCCUCCCCACCCCCAGUCGGACGGCAAAACGACCAAGCGGGACCCUAUUGCCCACCCUAAAGGUCAAAAUGCCCCCACAUAGAUCACAACCUAGUACUACCCCUGGCCACAACUACAGUCAAACUUCGUUUUCCCACAUGCCGAUCCAUCUAGCCGCCAAUCGAGUGCUCAGCUUUUCAAAGCGUACUCUUUUGACAGCAAGACCUUACUGAUGCAUUUGACACAUGCUUGUCAGACACUACAACUGCCUUGUGAUACUCUUUAGCACAGUUAUUGACGGGUGCAUUUACAGAUGCAGACUGUUCGCAUUAAUGAAAAACAGCACUGCACACGGACAGUACGCGCGUGCUUAGUUGAUGAUGAAAUUUGCGCCACGCACUCUGUGCACAAGACAUAGCAGUACGCAGAAAACCGAAGUACACUUUGGCCGUAAGAAUUUUAUCUUUCUAUAAUCCCUUUGGAGAUAUUGUAAUUAAAAUCUACAUGUUGGCCAUCAUCAAACCUUAUCCUAACAGUCACUUUUCAAAUAACAGUCAAACAUGAGUCAGUUCUGUUUGACAAUACCAAUCUUCAGUCUCGAGGUCAAUAUCAUAAUUCAUACUCCCUUACAGCUCUGCAGUACGGGAUAACUAAUAAUGUGAAUAGAAAUACAUGCUUUUCGUGAGUUCCACCAAAACUGUAUUCAUGAACUGGAUAACAAACUUUUCUUAACCUUGUUUGUAUUCGUUCUGCCACGUCCUGGCACAGGUGUGGUUUUUGAUGACUUACCAGCUUUGGUAACCUGUCUUUAACCCUCUCACUUCAAUGCACUGCAUUUGUUUUGAAUAUUAUUACUAAUUUUGCGCUUUGAGUGCCAAAUACUCAAUAAGACAAUGACAAUAUUCUCUAUAUGUUUAUAUGUUCUGGUUUUGUUGUAUUACUCAAGCCUAUCUAUUCUUAUAUUUAUUUCCAUAUCAGUUAGAGGGGUAAAUACGAGACAAAUGUUCUUUAUUGGUUGGCUUGUUUUAUCAGGAAGGUCUAAGCUGAAAGUGGGUGGACCGUAGUGAUGAGAACUGUAUAACACCAAGUAGACAGUGUAAAAUGACACCGAAUCUCCACAAGAUAGCCAAGAUGACAGUCAAAGAUGUCAUUUAUGAAUUGUAACCAAAUCCUGUUGUCCCCUUGAAGUCUCUGCUGUUCCUUCUACCUUGCUAUCUAAGAGCAUGUACACAACAAUCCUCUUUUAAUGCUAACAACAGGAACUAUGACUUAACAAGACACAAGGUACAAUCAGUUUGAAAUUAAAGGAACGUAUGAAUCUGAGCUCCAUCUCUGGAGAUGAAAGUUUGGGGGAGGGAAGGCAGGGUUGUUUGGAAAAGGUUCUUAAAGCAGUUGCUUGUGUUAACUGUGAAUGACAAAAAUAAAACCGUCUUCAAUGUUUUGCACUACA
Molecule: messenger RNA, 6665 nt
Organism: Myxocyprinus asiaticus (Chinese sucker)
Lineage: Eukaryota; Metazoa; Chordata; Actinopteri; Cypriniformes; Catostomidae
Product: hamartin-like
Exons: 22
Coding region: 229-3963 (1244 amino acids)
Biological process (GO): negative regulation of TOR signaling; regulation of cell cycle; negative regulation of cell population proliferation
Cellular component (GO): TSC1-TSC2 complex
Source: RefSeq, a predicted model, not a curated record